Messenger RNA from Chenopodium quinoa (quinoa), 1252 nucleotides. RefSeq names its product biorientation of chromosomes in cell division protein 1-like 1. The record is from RefSeq and is a predicted model, not a curated record. The transcript is spliced from 9 exons. NCBI's taxonomy places the organism in Eukaryota, Viridiplantae, Streptophyta, Magnoliopsida, Caryophyllales, Amaranthaceae. The coding region runs from base 344 to 1252 and encodes 302 amino acids.
CAUUAAAUCAUCAUGCACAUAUAUAAAUAUGAUAAUAAUCAUUUCAGUGAUAUGCAUUCAAACUAAUGUCAUGUAAUUAAUUUAUAAUGUAGUGAUGUGCCAUUUAGAGUGAUACACUUGCUUCAAUUUAGAGAUGGGAAAUCUGAACCAUUAACUCUAAAGAAGGUUAUACAACAAAAUGAAUAUGGUAAUAGUUAUGAAAGAUACACUUUAAACAAGUAAGUUUAUAUGUAUAAAAUAAUUGUUUUUACAUUCAAUUAUUGUACAUUGUAUAUAUAUACCAAACUUAUUAGGUAAUUCUUAAAAUUUUAGUGAAAAAAAAAAGGUUCGAGUGAAAUUUGUUAUGUCAAAAUCAAGACCACCAGAGACAAAUCAAACAAUAAGUGAACAAAGUGAGAACAUUCCUGCUACUAAUGCAACAACUAAGAGUGUGUCUGCUACACAUAACACAACUGACAAAGAGAGCAGGGAUGAAAGCAAGCAAGAAGAAGUUCAACCAAAAGUGCAAAGCAAUCCAGUAAAGAAUAGUCUUGGCCAAAAAAAACCCAAAGAUGAUUCAAGAAUAACAACAUUAAAGGACAAGAUGCAAGAAAUACAUUUAGACAUAGAGAGAAACCCAAAAAAGUACAAAGAAUCGACAAUCAGAAUUAUGAGAAAUCUCAAAAGAAUGGAAAAGGCAAGCAAGGAAAUCAGGAAAGGUGAAGCAAAAAAGAAAGAAAAAGGGCCAAUAGAAGAGAAAACUGUGGAAAAAGAAGUACAAGAAGGAAAAAAAGGGACUGAAAAAGAGAAAAGCCCUAAAGACAAAACUGUGGAAGAUGUCUUUCCAAAGACAACAAAUGUAGAAGAAGGACAAGAGGGAAAAAAAGAGCCUGAAAAGGAGAAAAUCCCUAAAGAGAAAACAGUGGAAGAUGAGUCUACAAAGACAACAGAUCCGAAAGCACAAAUUGCACCUGAUUUUGUUCAAAUUGAGGAUGAAACUUAUCUUCUAGAUCAAGAUGAUGAUAAAGUUUCCACAAAACUUAGUGAGGAGACAGCUCCAUCAUCACAAAAAAGUGAUCAGUCAACCAAAAUGAAAACAAGAUACAAAAUGGUUGCAAGGAAAAACAAAAACAAAAGCCUUGUUGUUGUGCCAAGUGGUAGAAUUACAAGGAGCCAAGGUAAUCAUAAUACUUUUCUGUUACACAAUAAAUAUUACACUUUCAAAUAUACUAACAUAAAUUUUUUAAAAAACAAUAGAUGUUCUGUUAGAUGA